UUAACCCUAAUCUGUCAAUCUACUCUCCUCGACUCGGUAAACCUGCGACUCCCACAAUAUGCAGAUCUUCGUGAAAACGCUUACCGGGAAGACCAUAACUCUCGAGGUCGAGAGUUCUGAUACCAUCGAUAAUGUCAAGGUAAAGAUUCAGGACAAGGAGGGAAUACCGCCUGACCAGCAGCGUCUCAUCUUCGCCGGUAAGCAGCUGGAGGAUGGUCGAACACUUGCCGACUACAACAUCCAGAAGGAGUCUACGCUCCAUCUUGUCUUAAGGCUCCGUGGUGGUGCUAAGAAGCGCAAGAAGAAGACCUACACCAAACCCAAGAAGAUCAAGCACAAGAAGAAGAAGGUCAAGCUCUCUGUUCUUCAGUUUUACAAGGUCGACGAUUCAGGAAAGGUUCAGAGGCUCAGGAAGGAGUGCCCUAACGCUGAAUGCGGAGCUGGUACAUUUAUGGCCAAUCAUUUUGAUCGUCAUUACUGUGGCAAGUGCGGUUUGACAUACGUGUAUCAGAAGCCCGGCGGUGAUUAGAUGAAAACGGGCCAAAAGAUUAGGGGAGUUUUGCACCAUCGAAGAACCAUAUGUUCUUAUAGAUGAGGCAUCAACAAUUGUCCAAUGUCGAAGACCCAUGCCCCAUAUUAUGUAAUAACUUUUAGCGAAUGAAAACUAGUGACAAAUUUUCGUGAAAUGUUAUUAUUUGGUGCUUCCUUCUAUAAUUCUGUUGAGAUGGACGGAUGCAGCAGUUAUUCUUUAGUGCUUUGUACUCGGUUGUAUUUAUUUGAUUCAUAACCUUCAAAAGUGUUCAAUACAUUAUGCCCCUACUUCAUGUCUAAUAGGUUUUUGACAAUUUCAA
Molecule: messenger RNA, 851 nt
Organism: Cucumis melo (muskmelon)
Lineage: Eukaryota; Viridiplantae; Streptophyta; Magnoliopsida; Cucurbitales; Cucurbitaceae
Product: ubiquitin-40S ribosomal protein S27a-like
Exons: 2
Coding region: 59-529 (156 amino acids)
Biological process (GO): modification-dependent protein catabolic process; translation; protein ubiquitination
Cellular component (GO): cytoplasm; nucleus; ribosome
Molecular function (GO): ubiquitin protein ligase binding; protein tag activity; structural constituent of ribosome
Source: RefSeq, a predicted model, not a curated record